GGGAUCUCGGCGCGGGUUGGGGUUGGGGUCCGGGUCCCCCGCGGCUUCAAGUUUCCUCUCUCACUGUUACGAGGGCGUGGGAGGCGCGGUCGUGGGGCGGGGUGGGCCGGGCUCGCGAUGUGCUCACCCCGGUUCCUGGGGACCGUUGCCUUUGUGGCUACGAUUUCUUGUGCAACCCCCGAAGCCUGCGUUUCCUGAUGCCUGGGUCGGGGCGGGGGCAUCGCGCAGGCCAGAAUGGCCCCUGCGUCUGUAGGCCGGAGCCUCUGCCAUCAGCCCCUUUAGGGUGUUCGCCAGCUGUCGGGUGUGGGGGCAUGGCAGGCCCUGGAGGACCCAGUUUCCCCGCUCACCCGACCCGCCACACCCCAGCCAGGCCAGGUCAGAGCAGCCCACCAUGGGACGGGGAGGGGGUGGAGGCUGCACCCCGCGCCCACCCAUCCACCAGCAGCCACCAGAGCGCCGCGUGGUCACUGUUGUCUUCCUUGGCCUCCUGCUGGACCUCCUGGCCUUCACGCUGCUGCUGCCCCUGCUUCCCGGGCUGUUGGAGAGCCACGACCGUGCCCACGACCCCCUUUAUGGAUCCUGGCAGGGUGGGGUGAACUGGUUUGCCACCGCCAUCGGGAUGCCAGUGGAGAAGAGAUACAAUAGUGUCCUGUUCGGAGGUCUCAUUGGCUCAGCCUUCUCUGUUCUGCAGUUUCUGUGUGCGCCACUCACUGGGGCCACCUCUGACUGCUUGGGGAGGCGCCCGGUGAUGCUGCUGUGCCUGAUGGGUGUGGCCACCUCAUAUGCAGUCUGGGCCACCUCUCGGAGCUUUGCGGCCUUCCUGGCCUCCAGGCUGAUUGGGGGCAUCAGCAAAGGGAACGUCAGCCUCUCCACGGCCAUCGUUGCUGACCUGGGCUCGCCUCUGGCCCGCAGCCAAGGCAUGGCGGUCAUUGGGGUGGCCUUCUCACUGGGCUUCACCGUGGGCCCUAUGCUUGGAGCCUCCCUGCCCCUGGAAAUGGCACCCUGGUUUGCCCUGCUCUUCGCAGCCUCCGACCUGCUGUUCAUCUUCUGCUUCCUGCCGGAGACGCUGCCCCUGGAGAAACGGGUAGGGCUGCGGUCUGGGACCCACAGGCCCAGGGGCUGGGGGCUUGGUUCCGUAGCGCUGUAAAAUGCCCCUGUGUGCCAGCCCCAGGUGCCAGGGAGGCUGGGCCGCCCUCUUGGUGUUGGGGCUCUUGAGGCCACAGUCCGCAGGCUGCCAGGCCAGCAGCUGCUCCUGCAGAGCCUGCAGCAGGGGAAGAUGUUCUUCCUCAUCGGCCUCACCAUGGCCGCCAUCCAGGGUGCCUAUGCCCGGCGGAUCCGCCCCGGCGGGGAAGUUGCUGCCGUGAAGCGGGCCCUCCUACUGCUGGUGCCUGCCUUCCUCCUCAUCGGCUGGAGCCAUUCUCUGCCCAUGCUGGGCCUGGGGCUGCUGCUGUACUCCUUUGCCGCCGCCGUUGUGGUGCCCUGCCUGUCCUCCGUGGUCGCUGGCUAUGGCUCACCAGGGCAGAAGGGCACGGUCAUGGGUACACUGCGCAGCCUAGGCGCUCUGGCCAGGGCCGCGGGGCCCCUGGUGGCUGCUUCAGUGUACUGGCUGGCUGGGGCCCAGGCCUGCUUCACCACGUGGUCCGGGCUCUUUUUGCUCCCCUUCCUCCUCCUGCAGAAGCUGAAUUAUUCGGCACAGACGCUCAAGGCUGAGUAGCUGAGCCACUGUGCCCAGGCUGUGGGCACCAGGCAGAGUGGGAGCCUGGGUCAGAGCCCUGCCCACUGCCUGACCCCCCUCCUUCCCAGUCCAGGGAGACCCUGUGGGUGGGAGCCGGCUCCCCAGCAGGAAGCCCAGGCAGCUCCUCCAGACUCAUUCCUAUGAAUGACUCCAGGCGGCAGCACUCCAAGGCUGUCACGGUUUCUGUUUGUUUUCUAAACUAUGCACCAGGUUUCUGAUGAUGAAAUAAAGCACCUGUUUUAUACCAAA
This is a messenger RNA of Mandrillus leucophaeus (drill), 1984 nucleotides long. It is a transcript of the gene SLC75A1, whose product is annotated as major facilitator superfamily domain containing 10. Gene Ontology annotation, cellular component: brush border membrane. Gene Ontology annotation, biological process: transmembrane transport. The record is from RefSeq and is a predicted model, not a curated record. The transcript has 10 exons. Gene Ontology annotation, molecular function: transmembrane transporter activity. Lineage: Eukaryota; Metazoa; Chordata; Mammalia; Primates; Cercopithecidae.